Messenger RNA from Erigeron canadensis, 755 nucleotides. RefSeq lists its product as uncharacterized. The record is from RefSeq and is a predicted model, not a curated record. Bases 46 to 660 code for a protein of 204 amino acids. Lineage: Eukaryota; Viridiplantae; Streptophyta; Magnoliopsida; Asterales; Asteraceae. The transcript is spliced from 4 exons.
UGCAUAUACAAAGGGGGUGGGUUUAUUUAGAAGGAAAUAGAGGGCAUGGAGGAUUUGGAGAAGAAAUUGAAAAUAUCAUCAGAGGAAGAACAAGAGAUGGAAAAUACCUCCUCCGUCGUAUCCAACCGUGAAAUCGUGUCUUUGCUUCAUCAAUUUCUGAGAAUUCAGCAACAAAGGGCCCAAGCUUAUGCAACCCUCAAAAAGGGCUUUGCUGAAUUGGGAGAUUCCGCUUACCAACAACUUUGCAAUGAGAUCACAGUACAAUUUAACGAAUGUUCGAAGCAAGUGCGUGCGUUGGAGUCAAUAUUUCUCAGUCCCAGCUAUUGCAGAAAUGACUUGGCUGCUUUGCUGAGAUCGGUUCAAGUACAAGAAAAGCAAAAGCUGCAACUGACAGCAACUAUUCAAGUUCUGAAGAAAGCUGGUCGUCCAUCUGAACGAUUAGUCAGCCAUGAAAACUGCAAAUUUAGAAAUCAUAGGCAGCAUGAAUGUGUUCAUGUCCAUGAGAUAACUGAAGCUGCUGGAACAGAAGAAGCAGAAGCAGAUGCAGAAUAUGACAACGCUUUGAAGGAAGCCAUUCAAGGGGUGCAGGAGGCAGUCACGACCAUUAAUGAACAUUUGGAAGAAGUCCGUUAUGAGAUCGCUGCCUUUGAGGCAGAAUGAUUUCUGAGUAGUUUGUAACUUGCCUUCACUUUGUUCUGUUCUCAUAAGAUAUUUGUACAUAUGAAAAUGUUUAUCAAAGAUUGUGAUUGUGAUUA